Gracilinanus agilis (Agile Gracile Mouse Opossum) is the source of this 2121-nucleotide messenger RNA. It is a transcript of the gene CSNK1E, whose product is annotated as casein kinase 1 epsilon. Gene Ontology annotation, molecular function: protein serine/threonine kinase activity; ATP binding. Bases 1 to 1251 code for a protein of 416 amino acids. The record is from RefSeq and is a predicted model, not a curated record. The transcript is spliced from 10 exons. Gene Ontology annotation, biological process: peptidyl-serine phosphorylation; signal transduction; endocytosis. Gene Ontology annotation, cellular component: cytoplasm; nucleus. NCBI's taxonomy places the organism in Eukaryota, Metazoa, Chordata, Mammalia, Didelphimorphia, Didelphidae.
AUGGAGCUUCGCGUGGGGAAUAAAUACAGGCUGGGCCGAAAAAUCGGCAGCGGCUCCUUCGGAGACAUCUACUUGGGUGCCAACAUCGCUUCUGGGGAGGAGGUGGCCAUUAAGUUGGAAUGUGUGAAGACGAAGCACCCCCAGCUGCAUAUCGAGAGCAAGUUCUACAAGAUGAUGCAGGGAGGAGUGGGGAUCCCCUCUAUCAAGUGGUGCGGAGCCGAGGGGGACUACAACGUCAUGGUGAUGGAGCUGCUGGGCCCCAGCCUGGAAGACCUCUUCAAUUUCUGCUCCCGCAAGUUUAGCCUCAAGACCGUCCUUCUCUUGGCCGACCAGAUGAUCAGCCGCAUCGAGUAUAUCCAUUCUAAGAACUUCAUCCACCGAGAUGUGAAACCCGACAACUUCCUCAUGGGCCUGGGCAAGAAAGGAAACCUGGUAUAUAUCAUCGACUUUGGCCUGGCCAAGAAAUAUCGGGAUGCCCGCACCCACCAGCAUAUCCCCUACCGGGAAAACAAAAACCUGACUGGGACUGCCCGCUAUGCUUCCAUCAACACCCACUUGGGCAUCGAGCAAAGCCGCCGUGACGACCUGGAGAGUUUGGGUUACGUGCUCAUGUAUUUCAACCUGGGCUCCCUGCCCUGGCAGGGCCUCAAGGCAGCCACCAAGAGGCAGAAGUAUGAACGCAUUAGUGAGAAGAAGAUGUCCACACCCAUUGAGGUCCUUUGCAAAGGAUACCCCUCUGAAUUCUCCACAUACCUCAACUUCUGCCGCUCUCUCCGGUUCGAUGACAAGCCCGACUACUCCUACCUGCGCCAGCUCUUCCGUAACCUCUUCCAUCGCCAGGGCUUCUCCUAUGACUAUGUUUUUGACUGGAACAUGCUCAAAUUCGGUGCAGCCCGGAACCCCGAGGAUAUGGACCGAGAGCGGCGGGAGCACGAGAGAGAGGAGAGAAUGGGACAGCUGCGAGGGUCUGCUACGCGGGCCCUCCCCCCAGGACCCCCUGCUGGUGCCACUGCCAACCGCCUCCGCAAUGUGGCAGAACCCGUGGCUACCAACCCAGCCUCCCGCAUCCAGCAAGCUGGCAAUACUUCUCCCAGAGCGAUCUCACGGGUAGACCGGGAGAGGAAGGUGAGCAUGAGGCUACACCGCGGGGCCCCAGCCAACGUCUCUUCUUCCGACCUCACCGGACGCCAAGAGGUGUCCCGGAUUUCAGCAUCACAGACAAGCGUGCCAUUUGAUCACCUCGGGAAGUGAGGGGAAGACGCCACCGGACCAGUGUUUGCUUAGUGUCUUCACUCUAUUUUUCUUUUAAAAAAAUUUAAAAACACUUAAAAAAAAGAACAAAAAGAAAAUGAAAAAAAAAUCCCACAAAGCAGACAACAGAUUUUUGUUGCUGUCUGGGGUUUUUCUUUCUUUCCUUUCUUUCUUCUUCUUCUUCCUUUUUUUUUCUUUUUGCCAAUGGAGAAGAGACACGAAGCUCCCACUGCACCGAUCUCCGGCCCUGGUGUCUGCCUUCUUCCCCAGUCUGCCUUCUGCCCUCUAGACCCCACCGAGGGGCCCUUUUGGGAACGCCACCACUCACCCCUCCUGGAGCCUUGCCAAGCCCCUCCUUAUGCCUGCCCCGUCCCCCUGCACAGUGGUGGUGGUGGUGGGGCUCUCUCCUCCUCCUUCAAGCCCAGGCUCGGGAGUCUCCAGGGGUCAGAACCCCUCUGCCUUCCCACCACACACUCCUGUUCUCUGUGUCAAUGUUGAUCCCAACCUCCUCCGUGUCCAAGGAGCCAACCUCUGGAUGAAGAGGAAAAGGAAGGCGUGGAUGGACAGAAGCUGUCUGGAUUUCAUGUUGUUCUGUGAAAGUAAACUCAUGACACCCUCGAGGCCCUGACUCUGUCCAUGGGGGCUUGGGUUUCUUGGUUCGACAGGCCUCAAAGCCACAGAAGACUCCAGCUUUCAAGGGUCACUCGUGGGGCCACCGAGCUCAAGUCACUGGAUGCUUCCGUGGCAUCCCCUCGCCAUUCUCUUCUUAGCACUGAUGCAGGCGUUGGCCUGGGCUGAGUUGGAGGCCUGGGCCCACCUCUUUCUCUCCCUACCCCCUGGAGCCUGGCAGGGAAGGGAAGGCGGCUGUGA